CCCGUGUGUCAGUGGCCCAAGAUGGCGCUGCCCUUUGCACGCUGCUGGAACCCGUACCGCUGGGGAGCCAAGCGAUGGGGGGUCCCUGCCGGGGACGCCCGGAGAGGCAUCAGUUUCAAACUGGAAGAAAAAACUGCCCACAGCAGCCUGGCACUCUUCAGAGGUGACACAGGUGUCAAAUACGGCCUGGUGGGACUGGAACCCACCAAGGUGGCCCUGAACGUGGAGCGCUUCCGGGAGUGGGCAGUGGUGCUCGCAGACGCCACGGUCACCAGUGGCCGGCAUUACUGGGAAGUCACAGUGAAGCGCUCCCAGCAGUUCCGGAUAGGAGUGGCAGACGUGGACAUGUCCCGGGACAGCUGCGUCGGUGCUGACGACCGCUCCUGGGUGUUCUCCUAUGCCCAGCGCAAGUGGCACAGCAUGUUGGCCAACGAGAAAGCCCCGAUUGAGGGUAUUGGGCAGCCAGAGAAAGUGGGGCUGCUGCUGGACUAUGAGGCAAAGAAGCUAAGCCUGGUGGAUGUCAGUGAGAUCGCCGUGGUCCACACACUACAGACGGAUUUCCGCGGCCCAGUGACGCCUGCGUUUGCUCUUUGGGAUGGAGAGCUGCUAACCCACUCAGGACUACAAGUGCCUAAAGGGCUCUGAUGCCGCCGUUACCUAAGUCCCUUAAUCAUGCUUCUGUUCAAAGGGUCUACGUCGUUUUACAUUGUCUCAAGCAAGCGGUAGCUCUCUAUGCAGUUGGGAGCCCUUGUGCAAUAUUUUAGUCAUCUUCCUCUGGUCCUACCUUGUGAAAGCUAGGUAUACAGCCAAACUUUUCAUCACAUUACUGCCAGUUCCCUAGAGCAUCAGGUGAAUUUUCUCCUCCAGUUGCCUCCUUGGGUCCCUCUGCUUGUGCCCAGGUCUUAGACUGCUCAGCCCUGGGGUCCACUACCUCUCCUCUCCCUUACCCACAUGUAACUUGCUUUGGGGGUUUACCAGCUUCUCCUGAGUAAAUGCUUUCUACCUCUGGCUGGAGGAGUGGUGGCCUUUUCUCCGUGCACCUCAGAUUCUUGGGUUCUGGCUCCCUCAGUGCCGUACUGACUCAGUAGGUCAGCACCGCAGAUGUCAGUCCCACACAGAUGCAGCUAUAGAGCUCUGAGUCCAUCUGCCAUCUCCUGCACACCCCUGAUACCCAGCCAUAACCACUGUGCCAGUUACAGCUGCGACCAAAGGGGAAGAGACACUAGGGGGCUAUGUAGGGCUGUGCUGCCAGAAACUCUCACCUUCCAGAAGUUCCAUCUACAUAUCUGCCACAGUUGGGAGCGUCAGAGAAAAGAGGGGAGUUCUACAUAACCCAUUUUGGAGCCUGUUCAGACCCCAAAUUCCCACCGUUGGCCACAGAAUAUACUGAAUCAAAGCAGUAUUUGGGGUUGAGGGAAACCUUGUGGAGUAGAUGGAUAUGCACAUGGAAUAUAUAUCGUUUGGACUCUGUCUGA
Messenger RNA from Mesocricetus auratus (golden hamster), 1475 nucleotides. RefSeq names its product SPRY domain containing 4 (gene Spryd4). Bases 22 to 645 code for a protein of 207 amino acids. Gene Ontology annotation, molecular function: protein binding. The record is from RefSeq and is a predicted model, not a curated record. Lineage: Eukaryota; Metazoa; Chordata; Mammalia; Rodentia; Cricetidae. The transcript has 2 exons.